AUGCCCAGGCCCAAGGUAUUGGUUCACUUGUGUGUGAAGUACUUUGAGGCUCCUUGCUUCCUCCUUCUGUUUCAAGGCCAGAAUAAUUGCACCACCCCAAAAAUUAUAUUUGCAGGAUCAUUUUCGUCCAAAAUGAGGUACUUGAGCCUCUUUCUUGUGUCUUGCUUGAUACAGUGGGUACAUAGCAAAACUGUUAAUUUCGAUGUCACUUUAACUUGGGAAGAUUGGUUUGAUGGGCCUGGUCAACCCAGAAAAAUGAUUUUCGCCAAUGGCCAGUUUCCAGGACCAGAACUUCGGCUCAACCAGGGCGACAAUGUCGAAUUCCACGUGAAAAAUGGAAUGAAGAACGCGACAACCGUCCAUUUUCAUGGAAUCCACCAGCAGGGUACACCAUGGUCGGACGGAGUUCCCGGACUAUCGCAGAAGCUUAUUCCCCCGGGCGGGACCUUUCUCUAUAAGUGGAUAGCCACACAAUAUGGUGCCUAUUUCUACCACGCUCAUACUCGAGGCCAGAUUGACGAUGGUCUCUACGGUUCGAUCCAUAUCCAGGCUUCUCCAACUGUCGAGAGGCCUUUUCACCUCAUCACGAACAAUACCAGAGAGCGAAUGUUGAUUGAAGGGGCAGAGAAGCAUACCAAGCCUAUCCUGCUUUCAGAUUGGCGCCAACUGACGUCCGAGGAGACAUGGAGCGCAGAAGAGGCCACGCAUUUAGACGCAUAUUGUGUCAACGCUCUGUUGAUCAACGGCAAGGGAUCGAUCAAGUGCUUGAGUCAGCAGACGCUCAAUCAAUACACCACGGCUGCGCAGAAAGGCGUUCUUGGCGGAGGGAAUCUCACCGAUACUGGAUGUGUCCCUCCAGUCGAGGCGAUGGAAGGGGAUUUUACUCAUAACUUCAGUGCGCUCGUACCGACAAUGUUCCAUAGUUGCCAUUCUCACCAGGGCCCGACCGAAGCAUUCAGAGUCGACCCGCGCGACUGCUACGUGAGCUAUGAUCUUAUUAGCACCGCUGGUACAAACACCAUGAUGUUCUCGAUUGAUGAACACAAGGCUUUUGUAUAUGCUGUUGACGGACGGUAUAUCGAGCCUCUUCAAGUCGACGCCAUGUCGCUUGCUAAUGGCUACCGCUUUUCUGUUUUUCUUAAGCUCGACCGUCCCCCCGGUGACUAUACAAUCCGCCUAUCUACUGUCGGCCUUAAUCAGAUCCUGAAUACCACAGCCACACUGUCAUAUGAAACAAACCAUACCUCUCCAAGACAUAUGGAAAAGGGCCAAUCAACACCUUCUAUCGACAUAGUUGGAUCGAAUACUACUGCAAACACUGUUUUCCUCGACGAUUCAGCCAUUGUUCCUUUCCCUGUCGAGGCACCAUCCCUAGAUGUUGCGCAAACUCAUAUACUGAGAGUUGGUCACCGCGACACAUCCUACCGUUGGAUGUUAGGUAAUUCGAGCUUUCCAUUGACCUUGGAAAAUGCUCGGCCUCUGCUUUUCUACCCCAAUAGCUCAUUCGGGCAUAGUGAUAUGACCAUUCGAACUCAGAACAACACUUGGGUGGAUCUCAUCUUUGAUGUAUUUGAGGCAAUCCAGCCGCCCCACCCAAUUCAUAAACACUCUAAUAAGUUCUACGUCAUUGGUCAAGGAGAAGGUGCUUGGAAUUAUACCUCGGUGGCAGAGGCGAUGGAAUACAUCCCAGAAAGCUUCAAUCUGAAAACACCACAGCUGAGAGACACAUAUAUUACCCCUGCUGCUGCAACCGGGCCUACUUGGUUGGCUGUGCGAUAUCAUGUGGAGAAUCCUGGAGCAUUCUUACUUCACUGUCAUAUCCAAGUUCACCUGAGUGGUGGAAUGGCACUCGGUAUAUUAGAUGGCAUUGAUACAUGGCCGGAGAUCCCGGAAGACUACCAAAUCGCUCAUUGA
Molecule: messenger RNA, 1914 nt
Organism: Penicillium angulare
Lineage: Eukaryota; Fungi; Ascomycota; Eurotiomycetes; Eurotiales; Aspergillaceae
Product: laccase TilA
Exons: 2
Coding region: 1-1914 (637 amino acids)
Molecular function (GO): oxidoreductase activity; copper ion binding
Source: RefSeq, a predicted model, not a curated record